Vicia faba (fava bean) is the source of this 333-nucleotide messenger RNA. The record is from the annotation of a GenBank genome assembly. Lineage: Eukaryota; Viridiplantae; Streptophyta; Magnoliopsida; Fabales; Fabaceae.
AUGAUGAAAGCCAAGCCUUUUAUUUUCUUAUGCUUAAGUGCACUGCUUAUCAUCUCUAGUUUGGCAAUUGAGCCUUCUGAAUACGAUCCACUAUUUCCUAACCAUGAAGAAGAGGGAAGCAGUGGACAUGAUUGUACUUGUGGAAAAGCAGGUGGCGGUGGAAAAGGGGGUGGUAAAGGAAAAGGAGGUGGUAAGGGAAGAGGUGGUGGUGGAGGUGGAAAAGGAGGAUGUGGUGAACAUGCCGUUAUUGAAGGCGGUGGUGAAAGCGUCGUACCGAUUCCCGACAGUAGAAAGUCGAGUCAUGGUUGGGGAAGUAAAUCAGACAUGCAGUAA